AUGAGCCUACAGACUGCGGAACAGCCGAACCUAAUCGUGUCCACCACCGAUGAUGGAAUCGCCAUUCUGGAAAUGAACCGGCCAAGGAAGCGGAAUGCCUUGUCACAGGCGUUUAUCGACGAACUGACAGCAGCUCUGCGCCACAUUGACCGCACUCCAACGACAUUUGCUGUCAUCCUAACCAGCUCUGGACCCUUCAGCGCUGGUGCAGACCUGACCGAAUUGGGGGCUCUUACAACCGCCGAAGCCACCCGCGUUGGCUGGCUCAAGGAUCUAGACGAUGCAUUUUCAAGUUUUCGGAAGCCCAUCUUGGCAGCAGUGAGGGGCUUUGCCUUAGGCGGUGGUUUUGAACUCGCGCUUAUGUGCGAUAUGAUUUACGCCUCAGCGGAUGCACGGUUUGGCUUUCCCGAGAUCACUCUGGGUACGCUACCCGGAGCUGGAGGGACACAGAGGCUCACAAAGACUAUUGGGAAGCAGAAGGCAAUGGAACUUAUAUUAACUGGGACAACCACGUCGGCAACGGAAAUGGAACGCCUUGGCGUUGUGAACCGAGUUGCCUCGAGCGAAGAGGACGUCCUAGAGGUGGCAAAAACAGUAGCACGUUCUAUCGCCUCUUUUUCCGCGCCGGCAAUCGGGCUAGCCAAACAAGCUGUUCUGGCAGCCGAGACGACGACCUUGAAGGCAGGUCUAGAGAUUGAGCGCGCGCUCUACUACAGCAGCUUUUCGCUCGAAGAUUGCCGCGAAGGCGUUACUGCUUUCAAGGAAAAACGAAAAGCAAAUGUUCAGCAUCGUUGA
Molecule: messenger RNA, 795 nt
Organism: Exserohilum turcica Et28A
Lineage: Eukaryota; Fungi; Ascomycota; Dothideomycetes; Pleosporales; Pleosporaceae
Exons: 8
Coding region: 1-795 (264 amino acids)
Biological process (GO): fatty acid beta-oxidation
Cellular component (GO): mitochondrion
Molecular function (GO): enoyl-CoA hydratase activity
Source: RefSeq, a predicted model, not a curated record